Messenger RNA from Oncorhynchus keta (chum salmon), 3029 nucleotides. RefSeq names its product heparan sulfate glucosamine 3-O-sulfotransferase 6-like. The transcript is spliced from 2 exons. Bases 1311 to 2498 code for a protein of 395 amino acids. Gene Ontology annotation, molecular function: [heparan sulfate]-glucosamine 3-sulfotransferase activity. Lineage: Eukaryota; Metazoa; Chordata; Actinopteri; Salmoniformes; Salmonidae. The record is from RefSeq and is a predicted model, not a curated record.
UAUAAUGUUUACAUACUCUACAUUACUCAUCUCACACUGUACUUUAUACCAUCUACUGCAUCUUGUCAUCUUUAUGCAAUACAUGUAUCACCAGCCACUUUAAACAAUGCCACUUUUAUAUGUUUACAUACCCUACAUUACUCAUCUCAUAUGUAUAUACUGUACUCUAUACCAUCUACUGCAUCUUGUCAUCUUUAUGCAAUACAUGUAUCACCAGCCACUUUAAACAAUGCCACUUUUAUAUGUUUACAUACCCUACAUUACUCAUCUCAUAUGUAUAUACUGUACUUGAUACCAUCUACUGCAUCUUGCCUAUGCCGUUCUGUACCAUCACUCAUUCAUACAUCUUUAUGUACAUAUUCUUAUCCCUUUACACUUGUGUCCUACUAGGUUACAUCAAACCAUAACACUGUAUCUACAACAGGUAUGCUUGGGAAGGAGUUUGGGGCAGGGCUCUGCUUUUCAAGUCUUUGUUGUGAGACUUGUGUCAGUAGAUAUGAAAGGACUGCCGCACCACUUGUUCUUAUGACAAGGAGUCUCAAGGUGCAGAUAAAGUACAAGGGUUUGGAUGGAUGUCCUGAGGGCCUUUCUCAUUCAUAAGAGGAACGUUUCAUCUAUCAUGAGGUUCAAAGGCGGAAAGGUUGUUAUCCGUUUUGGGUCCUUUUCCUGAGUCAGCAUGCACCAUAAAAAUACAUUGCCUUUUUGAUUUUAAAAGUUGAUACACCGUGUUAAAUUGUGAUGGUAUUAUUUUCUGUGGGCUGUAGAUUGAUUCAAAUGUAUGCUUGUUACACACCCAUGUCUGGAAGGAUGAAGUGAGGUGUUUAACAAGUACAGUAGAAUAAAGAACCAGUAGUUGACAAUAGCUUACACCAUUGAAUGCUGCUAAACGUCAUGUUGUCCAUUGCUGGAGAAGGGAAGGGUAGAGAUUGUUGGGUGUGUCAGCAAUCUUUGAAGGAGAGGGGAAACCGUGCAUGGGAGAUCACCAGAGCUGACUUGAGCGCACAGCAAGGCAGUGGAAUCAUUACUCAAUGAACAUUGAAGUAUUGAGCCAUGCAGAAUGACAAAUGCUUGUUUAAAAAGGUUAAAGACCCGUUUUCUGUCUUGUGUAAUGAUGCGUGACAACGGUAUGAGGAUAACCUUGAUAAGUUCGACGACAAUGCUCCAAUUUUGGGGUGUUAUGAUUAUGAAACUGCUACACUUUUCAGCAUUCAGGAAAUAGGUUUAUAGAGAACAGUUAGGCUACUCAACGUAAGGAAAAGCAGUAUGCUGACAAUAUUUUGCUCCUUGCUCACCGAACAGGACAGCGACUCAUGGGAUGUAGUGUGGGCUGUAGAACAAGGCUCAACUUUGGAAAGGCGCUGUCCAAAGUAUCCGUGUGUUUUACCAUGGUCGUGAUUUUCACCUAUUUCUUCUACUGUUUUACCGGAUUAUGUGACUCCGCGCCGAGACAGAUGUUCGACCAUCACACUGUAAACAGAGACUAUGAUAUAUCGGACCGUACGUACGACAACCUGCGACCGUCAGCUCGACUCUAUCCUCACCAGCCGGGCGCACCGACUCCCUGGAACAGGACAGACACUUCAACGGGCGCCGCGCUCCACAGUGCAGACGAACAGGUCGCCAAGCUACAGUGGGUUGAAGGCGGACUGCUCCCACAAGAAAUACCGGAGAGCACCAAGGAAAAUCUAGCUGCUAACGGCAUCCCGGUGUCCAACACAUUUGAGAGUAAGAAGUUCCCACAAGCCAUCAUAAUCGGUGUGAAGAAAGGCGGAACGCGCGCUCUGCUGGAGUUCCUACGGAUUCAUCCGGACGUGAGAGCUGUCGGGGCAGAACCUCACUUUUUCGACAGGUUCUACGAGAAAGGACUUGAGUGGUACAGGAACCUGAUGCCUCGGACCCUAGAAGGUCAGAUCACCAUGGAGAAGACGCCCAGCUACUUUGUGACCAAGGAGGCUCCUCGUCGCCUCUGCACCAUGAACUGCCACACCAAGCUCAUUGUAGUCGUCCGCGACCCCGUGACCCGGGCAAUCUCCGACUAUACCCAGACGCUGUCCAAACAACCCGGCCUCCCCUCUUUCCAGAGCCUGGCCCUCAAGAAUACCUCUACGGGAUUGGUCGACACCUCGUGGAGCGCCGUGCGCAUCGGCCUGUACGCCAAGCACCUGGAGAACUGGCUCCAGCACUUCCCCUUAUCUCACUUCCUGUUCGUCAGCGGCGAGCGGCUGGUGUCCGACCCGGCGGGGGAGAUGGGCCGGGUGCAGGACUUCCUGGGUCUGAAGAGGGUGGUGAGUGACAAGCACUUUUACUUCAACCAGACUAAGGGAUUCCCCUGUCUGAAGAAGCCAGAGGGAAGCAGCAGGCCCCGGUGUCUGGGGAAGUCCAAAGGAAGGCCUCAUCCACAGAUCUCACCAGAGGUACUGCAGAGGCUCAGGGACUUCUACAGGCCAUUCAACCGCAGGUUCUACCGGAUGACUGGACAAGACUUUGGAUGGGACUGAGCCGUCCACCAAUGUUACAUGGAAAUCAAGCUAAAGGAUGAAAAUGAUUACUUUAAAACAUGUGUAGAGGAUACUGCUUUCAUCAAGACAGGAAACACAAGACUGACAUUACAUUUGUCAAUGAGGGAACAGGGGUUCUAGGUUACCACUUUGACUUGUGACAUGGUAUGCAUUAUACAAAAUGUUGGCAUUUUUUGUAUUUUAUGGAACAAUGAUAUAAAGCUGUCGUUUAUAGUUUCAGUUACAGUAUGUGCAUGUUGCUACAUGUAAGAAUAAUGUAAGAACUCAUUGUUUUGCCAGUGUAAAGUACAUGAACCAGGAGAUCAUGAUACAUGUCACACAGUAAGUAGACCAAAGGAAGUUGAUGACUUGAUACCUCUGUGUGAGGAGACCCAUAUUACAAUGGAUUAUACAAAGGAUUUAUAGCCAACCUGUUUCUGACCAGCGUGUGUGUGUGUGUGUGUGUGUGUGUGUGUGUGUGUGUGUGUGUGUGUGUGUGUGUGUGUGUGUGUGUGUGUGUGUGUGUGUGUG